AUGCUGCAGCAGGUGGAGGAGCAGCCAUCUGAAGGUGGUUCUGGACGCCGAUUCGCGGUUUGCACCGCCACUCGCCCUUUCAUCCUCCACUUUCUCCCCUUCAGAGCUCGCAACCUCCAUCUUUGCACCGCCUGCGUACUGGACUCCUACCCCGUUUCCUUCUGUCCCAUCUGCUUUGAUGUCUUCCUCCACAGUCCUCCUCCCCCUCACCUCCAUCUCCGAUGCUCAAAAUGCAUCUCUAUCUCACUCCUCUCUUGUGUCUCUGAUGCUGCUUCCUCCUCCCCUAGUUACUUGUGCCCUCCUUGUUCUAACCCUAAUUUUACUUUCUUCCAUGUCACUCCCAAUCCUGCUAAUAACGCCAUUGAAAUCAAUCUCCAUUUGGCUAAACAGUUGGUUGCCGCUGCUACCAUUGCUUCUGAGUCUAUCCACAAUGUUGCUGUUAUGGCCAGGAUAAACACCGACAUUAGGGUCCAGGAAGCUCUGUCAGCUAAGGCCGAAGCUGCCCAAGUUUUGGAUAGGUUAAAGAAUUUGUUGGACAACCAAGAUCAUUAAUUUGGUUCCAAUUUCUCGUCCACACUUGUUUCUAAUACUCUAGGUAACGACACAGGGGGAAAAAGAUAAAUGAAGCAAAAGGAUGCUCCUCUCAAUAGAUGCAGAUGAUUGUGAUACCCUUGAUGCUUAGCUUAAGUAGUUUCAAUUCUAAAACAAUGCUGUAUAAGAUUUUUCUUUUUUCUUUUUCUGUUGUGUGGCUGCUGGCAUCUUGCAACUUCGCUCUAUUUUUGAAUGCUCAGCUAUUUCAGGGGAUGCUUUUUGGCGAAUAGAGGAAUUGGAAUUAUUCAUUCAACUAUAUCUCACUUACUGUUAAUGCCUCUCUUUCAA
Solanum verrucosum is the source of this 879-nucleotide messenger RNA. RefSeq lists its product as uncharacterized. The transcript has a single exon. The record is from RefSeq and is a predicted model, not a curated record. NCBI's taxonomy places the organism in Eukaryota, Viridiplantae, Streptophyta, Magnoliopsida, Solanales, Solanaceae. The coding region runs from base 1 to 552 and encodes 183 amino acids.